AGCGAGAGAGAGAGAGAGAGCGAGUGAACGAGAGAGGGGCAGGAGGAGGGGUCCUGAGAGUCACUGUGCUUGAGCGGGACCAACAGCAGCAGCAGCAGCAGCAGCAGGAGCAGCAGCAGCAGGAGCACUGAGGCGAGAGGGGAGAAGGGAGCAUCUCCGCCACCCCGUAAGCCCAGCAGUAGCAGCUCGCCAGCGGACGCCAGCAUGGCACAAGCCGCCAAACAUCUCCGCAAGAACAAGGACUUGGAGGCUCAGCUUGAGCAGGAGCGCAAGGAGAAGGAGGAGGAGAAAGCCAGGAAGAGGAACCGCUCCAGAGACAAGAAGCGCAAGGCCCAGGCGGUUCAGCGCUGGCUAAGCCAUCAGGAGUGUAGUGUUGGCUCUGAGCUGCCGGAGGCACAGGGAGUGUGGGACUGUGAUGAUGAAACAGCUGAUGCUGGUAACAGUUUUUUGCGGGCAGCUCGCUCAGGGAACCUGGACAAGGCCCUGGACCACAUAAAGAAUGGUAUAGAUAUCAACACAGCCAAUCAGAAUGGGUUAAACGGCCUACAUCUAGCCUCUAAAGAAGGUCACGUCAAAAUGGUGCUGGAGCUACUACACAAUGGCAUAGUCUUAGAGACCACAACAAAGAAAGGGAACACAGCACUUCACAUAGCUGCAUUAGCUGGACAAGAGCAGGUGGUCAUGGAGUUGGUCAAUUAUGGUGCGAACGUCAAUGCACAGUCCCAGAAGGGCUUCACUCCACUUUACAUGGCUGCACAAGAGAACCAUCUAGAGGUUGUGAAGUUUCUUCUUGAGAAUGGAGCUAACCAGAGCAUUCCAACUGAGGAUGGCUUUACCCCUUUGGCCGUAGCUCUUCAGCAGGGUCAUGAGAAUGUGGUAGCUCUGCUCAUCAACUACGGCACCAAGGGCAAGGUCCGCCUCCCCGCGCUACAUAUAGCCGCGCGCAACGAUGACACACGCACUGCCGCAGUGUUGCUGCAAAAUGACCCCAACCCCGAUGUGCUCAGCAAGACAGGUUUCACGCCACUGCACAUUGCUGCCCACUACGAGAAUCUGAACGUGGCCCAACUGCUCCUCAACCGAGGAGCCGAUGUCAACUUCACACCGAAGAAUGGAAUCACACCUCUCCACAUAGCAGCGAGGCGAGGGAAUGUGAUCAUGGUCAGACUGCUGCUUGACCGAGGAGCCACCAUCGAUGCCAAGACUAAAGAUGAGUUAACACCUCUACACUGUGCAGCAAGAAAUGGCCAUGUUCGCAUCAUAGAAAUCCUCCUGGACCAGGGAGCUCCCAUCCAGGCCAAGACCAAAAAUGGCCUUUCUCCCAUCCAUAUGGCAGCCCAAGGGGAUCACAUGGACUGUGUGCGGCAACUACUUCAGUACAAUGCUGAGAUUGAUGAUAUCACCCUGGACCACCUAACCCCAUUGCACGUUGCCGCCCACUGCGGACACCAUCGCAUGGCCAAAGUCCUUCUUGACAAAGGAGCCAAACCUAAUACACGCGCCCUGAAUGGUUUCACACCCCUUCAUAUUGCCUGUAAGAAGAACCACAUGCGUGUAAUGGACCUUCUGCUCAAACACGGAGCAUCGCUAGAAGCAGUUACAGAGUCUGGUCUGACCCCACUGCAUGUCGCCUCAUUUAUGGGUCACCUGAAGAUUGUGACGAUUCUGCUACAAAAGGGUGCCUCUCCUCAUGCCUCCAACGUGAAAGUGGAGACUCCUCUGCACAUGGCUUCCCGGGCGGGUCACUGUGAAGUGGCUGAAUUCUUGUUGCAGAAUGGAGCUCCAGUUGACGCUAAAGCCAAGGACGACCAAACUCCACUGCACUGUGCGUCUCGGAUGGGUCAGGAGGACCUGGUGAAGCUGCUACUGGACCACAAAGCCAACCCCAACUCCAGCACCACAUCCGGGCACACACCCCUGCACAUCACUGCACGGGAGGGACACACACAAACUGCACAAAUUCUUCUGGACAUGAAUGCACAGCAGACAAAGAUGACCAAGAAAGGCUUCACACCACUCCAUGUUGCAUCAAAAUAUGGGAAAGUGGAUGUGGCCCAACUCUUGCUAGAAAGAGGAGCCAACCCUAAUGCUGCUGGCAAGAAUGGACUGACUCCGCUGCAUGUGGCAGUACAUCACAACAACCUAGAUGUGGUAAACCUGCUGGUCAGCAAGGGGGGGUCACCUCACAGCGCAGCAAGGAAUGGCUACACCCCCCUGCACAUUGCCAGUAAGCAGAAUCAGGUGGAGGUGGCCAGCAGCCUGCUGCAGAGUGGGGCAUCGGCCAACGCAGAGUCUCUCCAGGGAGUCACGCCUCUGCACCUCGCCUCUCAGGAGGGCAGCCCAGACAUGGUGAACCUGCUCAUCUCAAAACAGGCCAAUGUCAACCUGGGAAACAAGAGUGGCUUGACUCCGUUGCACCUGGUGGCACAGGAAGGGCAUGUGGGCAUAGCAGACAUACUGGUGAAGCAGGGUGCCUCUGUGUAUGCUGCCACAAGGAUGGGCUAUACCCCUCUCCACGUAGGAUGUCACUAUGGUAACGUCAAGCUGGUGAAGUUUCUCCUCCAACAACAGGCCAAUGUCAACAGCAAAACCAGGUUGGGAUACACACCCCUUCAUCAGGCAGCUCAGCAGGGUCACACUGACAUCGUCACCCUGCUGCUGAAGCAUGGAGCUCAGCCCAACGAGACCACUACUCAUGGCACCUCUGCUCUCGCUAUCGCCAAGCGUCUAGGUUACAUCUCCGUCAUAGAUGUUCUCAAGCUGGUCACUGAGGAGACUGUCACUAUGACAACUACAGAGAAGCAUCGUAUGAGCUUCCCCGAGACUGUAGACGAGAUCCUAGAUGUGUCCGAGGAUGAAGGGCUCGCACAGCUAACGCUAGGUGAGGAGUUGCUCUGUAACGACGGGGCCAGAUACCUAAAAAUGGACGGCAUGAAGGACCAUGAUGAUGAUUUCCUCUCUCCAAAGAAAGCUAUAGAGAAUUACUCUCCAGCAAUUCCCAGGAUUCCUUGUGUGUCCCCAGAGACUGUGGUCUUAAAGGAGCAUGAGAUUGAUCAGCAACACACACCCCUCCCCCUGCCAAAGGAGUACGAUGAGGACUCACUGAUUCCCAGCAGUCCUGCCACUGAAACCUCAGAUAACGUCAGCCCAGUCGCCAGCCCCAUACACACUGGGUUCCUGGUGAGCUUCAUGGUGGAUGCUCGUGGUGGCUCCAUGCGGGGCAGCAGACACAAUGGGCUGCGUGUGAUUGUGCCUCCACGCACCUGCGCUGCCCCAACCCGCAUCACCUGCCGCCUGGUCAAGCCCCAGAAGCUCCAAACCCCGCCCCCGCUCGUGGAGGGGGAAGGGCUUGCCAGCCGCAUCAUCUCCCUGGGCCCAGCGGGCAUGCAGUUCCUAGGGCCAGUGAUUGUGGAGAUCCCCCACUUUGCAGCACUGGGGCGGGGUGACCGUGAGCUUGUGGUCCUGAGAAGUGAGAACGGAUCAGUGUGGAAGGAGCAUCGCAAUCGCUAUGGUGACGAGGUGUUGGAGACCAUCCUGAACGGCAUGGAUGAGGACCUAGAGAGCCAAGAGGAGCUGGGGAAAAAGCGAAUUCGCCGCAUCAUCUCCACCGACUUCCCACUCUACUUUGCCGUGGUGUCCCGCAUCCAGCAGGAGAGCGACCUGAUUGGUCCGGAAGGAGGUCAGCUGACCAGCAAGCUGGUGCCGCAAGUGCAGGCAUCCUUCCCCGAGACAGCAGUGACCAAGCGUGUCCGGCUGGGCCUGCAGGCCCAGCCGGUCCCAGAUGAGCUGGUUGCGAAGCUCCUGGGCAACCAGGCCACGUUCAGCCCGGUGGUGACGGUGGAGCCUCGCCGCCGUAAGUUCCACCGACCCAUCGGCCUGCGCAUCCCCCUACCCCCGUCCUGGAAGGACAGCCCCCGUGACACCGGCGAGGGAGACACCACCAGCCUGCGCUUGCUCUGCAGUGUCAUUGGUGGUACAGCCCCAGCUCAGUGGGAGGACAUCACAGGAACCACCAAGUUGCUCUACUCCAGUGACUGUGCCAACUUUACUACCAAUGUCUCAGCGCGGUUCUGGCUGGCGGACUGCCCUCGUACGGCGGAGGCGGUGUCCUUUGCCAACCUCCUGUACCGCGAGCUGGUGGCCGUGCCCUACAUGGCCAAGUUCGUGGUGUUCGCCAAGAUGAACGAGGUUCGCGAAGGGCGCCUGCGUUGCUACUGCAUGACCGACGACAAGAUGGACAAGACCCUGGAGCAGCACGAGAACUUCACGGAAGUGGCCCGCAGCCGAGACAUCGAGGUGAUGGAGGGCAUGCCGCUGCACCUGGAGUGCUCAGGGAACCUGAUCCCCGUCAGGAAGGCUACCCAGCAGCCCCGCUGCUUCAGCUUCCAGGCCUUCAGGGACAACCGCCUGCCCGUCUCGGUCAAGGUCAGAGACAGCAGUAAAGAACCUUCUGGGUUUUUGUCUUUCUUGCGGAAGUCGACCAAAUACGAAGAUAGUCAGCAGGUGCUCUGCAACCUUAACAUUACAAUGCCUCCCUGCAUUAAGAUUGUGGGCAGUGAGGACCGCAGGAGGACUUUGACCCCUCUGGCCCUGAGAGAGAGAUACAGCGCCUUGAAUGAGCCUGCCAUGGCAUCAUUGAGUGCCAUGGAGAGGACAGAGCUCAAGAUGGCCGUCAUAGCUGAACAGCUGGGACUAAGCUGGGCUGAGUUGGCAAGAGAGCUCCACUUCAGUGUGGACCACAUCAAUAAGAUCCGUGUGGAGAACCCUAAUUCCCUCCUGGAGCAAAGCUCUACACUUCUGAACCUGUGGGCUACACGUGAGGGAAAGAGAGCUAAGAUGGACAGUCUGUAUCUGGCGCUGAAGGCUAUUGACCGGAUGGACAUUGUGAGCAUGCUGGAGGGCCAGCCCCCUCCCCAGCAGCAGCAGCAGCAGCAGCAGCAGCAGGGUCGGCAGAGCCGAGACCAAUCCAGACGCAGACACAACGAUCGUGACCACCUCUCACCCGGGAUGGCCAACGGUUAUGGGCUGGCGGUCCGUGAGGAGAUGCUCUCCCCAGCAUCGCUGCAGUACAGCCUGCCCUCGCCACUGGGCAGCGAGCCUUACUGGCAAGAGGUGUCCAGCCUGGACUGCGCGCCCAUGGCGACCACCGAGGAGGACACGCUGAUGGAGAUGUCGGACAUGCAGGUGUGGCCGUCUGGCAACAGCCCCUCGUUGGUGGCGGUGGAGGACUCCUCGUUAGAGUGCAGCCGAGCCGAUGACUCAGAUGCUCCGCUGCCCCACGGGAGCCUGGGAAGGCCCAACAGCAGGGGGUCAGGGGCGGGCACAGGGAUGGGCGGCCGGGGCGGACUCAGCGGCUCCAUUGAGCUGCUGGAGGACCAGUCGGAGCUAGGCUGCGACUCGGAGCAGCAGAGCUUGGCGGGGACGCCGGCCGGGGUCAACAUCAAUGGGCUGGAUGGAAGUCAGGGGUCAGAGGUCACGGCAGUAGGAGCUGGAGGAGGGGGGGGAGGAGGAGAAGGUGGAGGAGGAGGAGGAGGAGUGGGAUUAGAAGAAGGCCUGUCUGUCGUUGCAGGGCAACAGCGGGUGUAUGCACGAAUGAGUGACUCGCCUGGCCUGAGCCAUGUGGCAGACCGAAAUGGAGACAGGUCACCCCCAGGGUCCUUCCUUUCCUACCUGCCCGACCCAGCAGCGCCCGGGUGGCAAGGGAUGACCGAUGUCGCCCAGAACUGGGUGGGGCCAUCUCAAGCCAACACCAGGCAGGCUAUGGAGUCCAUGAUGUCAUCGAUGCGCAGCACAAUGGACGGAGACACCAGCCAAUCCCGUGUGGCCCAGGAGGCCCUGCUGCAGCCGGUGCGGGACAUGGGCCACUCGGAGAUCCUGCGCGGCCACUUUCGGGGAACCCAGCCGUUUGAGAAGGGCCUUGGUUUCCCGCAUCGUGUGCCAGAGCUGCGGGGUUGGGGACAGGGUGACGAGGCGGAGGAUCUGCCGGGAGAGCACGUGAGUGAGGAGCAGUUCACAGAUGAGCAUGGCAACAUAGUCACCAAGAAGAUCGUGAGGAAGGUGGUGCGCAGAGGGAAAGGUGCAGAGGAGAAUGAGGGUGGUGAACUGCUGCUGGAAGGUUCUCUCUCUGAGGAGGGAGACAACGACUCGUACGUCAGCUACGCUGUGCUAGGCCACGACACCAAGCCAGAUGUUGUGGAUAUGAAGAAAGGUGCUCAGAUAGUAAAGUGCGUCAGUCUGCGGAGGGUUCAGCAGUGAUGCCCACGCCCUCCUCCUGCAGGAUCUGCCCCCUAACCCCUCCUACACAGACACAUGAUAGACACUGAUGUGGCGAGAAGAGUGGUGAGAGGCCAGUCACCCGAAACAACCACCCGUCUCCAUGACGACAACAUCAACAACAAACAACAACAACAACAACAACAAAAAUAACAACUACUGCAACCAUGUCCACCAUCACUACAGACACCCUCUGGAAUCGUGGAGGAGCCAUUUUCCUAUGUUAUUGUUUUUUAAAGAAGCGAGAGAUGAGGACAGACAUAGCUAGAUGAGGCAUGUUUUCAUAGAAAACCAAAUCUAAAAACAAACUAAAGCAAAAAAGAGAAAAAAAAAACACAAGCUUCCUGUUCCUCUCUGAGCAUGCCAAGAGCUGCGCAUGGCCUGCCUGCUGACUCAGCACCUACUGCAAAGGAUCAUGGGACUCUGGGUGGGGCAGCAGUUGUUGGGGUGCCCUGCCCGGUGAUGGAUCUGUAUGAUGCAACUUUUGAAAAGGGGACAAGUUUCCCCCUCACAGACAAACAUUCAAAUACUACACACACAUCCACAGACACCCAAAGACACAUAUACACUGAUACUCACAAGCACCCAGACAAACACACUCACACAUCCACAAAUCCACAGUCAAUCAUUAACAUGUGCAUACAAAGUUUUAGUCUUCCAGUACAUAAUAUAUGCACCCAAAAGCUAGAUGAAUGGUGAAUGUAUGUACAUGUAUGGGUGUGGAUGUCUGUGUGUGUGUGUGUGUGUGUGUGUGUGUGUGUGUGUAUAGAAGUAUGUUUGUGUGUGUGUGUGUGUGUGUGUGUGUGUGUGUGUGUGUGUGUGUGUGUGUGUGUGUGUGUAUGUUAUGUCACGCAACUAUGCUAUGACGACCACGCUGCUGUCUUGAAUACCCCAAAUCGCUCCUCUCUCUGUUAUAAUGUUGGGUUCAGUAGAAACAUACAAUAUCUUGUUGCUAAUAUUAUUAUUACUCUUAUUAUUCUGAGGUAUUAUUGAUAUUCUGUAGAGAUUGCUCUUUGUGGGAAUGAGAACUAAAUCUACUUUGUUGUGUUGUUCUGCCUGUUUUAAAUGUCAAACAUUCUGUCUGGAAACUCUU
Messenger RNA from Alosa alosa (allis shad), 7366 nucleotides. RefSeq names its product ankyrin 1, erythrocytic a (gene ank1a). The coding region runs from base 205 to 6255 and encodes 2016 amino acids. The record is from RefSeq and is a predicted model, not a curated record. NCBI's taxonomy places the organism in Eukaryota, Metazoa, Chordata, Actinopteri, Clupeiformes, Clupeidae. Gene Ontology annotation, molecular function: protein binding. Gene Ontology annotation, biological process: signal transduction. The transcript is spliced from 45 exons.